This is a messenger RNA of Humulus lupulus (European hop), 1684 nucleotides long. RefSeq lists its product as uncharacterized. Bases 186 to 1379 code for a protein of 397 amino acids. The transcript is spliced from 11 exons. Lineage: Eukaryota; Viridiplantae; Streptophyta; Magnoliopsida; Rosales; Cannabaceae. Gene Ontology annotation, molecular function: catalytic activity. The record is from RefSeq and is a predicted model, not a curated record.
CCAUCUACGUGGCACACAACCACUCCUUAUCUGCCACGUGGUCCCGCCCAACAUCUUGGACCUGUAUAAAAGGCUGCUGCAAAUACCCAAACCCAUUUCUCUUUCGCUUUCCGGAUUCGGAUUCAGACAAAGCACACACAACCACCGCUCUCUCCGUCUCUCUCUCUCACAUAUUGUAGAAAACGAUGCCUUAUUGCGAGAUUGCGUCGCAGAAAACUGGACCGGACACGCAGCUCAACAAUGGAGUCAAGAUUUUUUACAGAACGUACGGUCACGGACUCACUAAGGUUCUGCUCAUUAUAGGAUUGGCGGGUACCCAUGAGUCCUGGGGACCUCAAAUUAGAGGGCUGACGGGAACCGAGACGCCCAACGACGACGACGAAUCGCCGUCCGGCGAUUGUUCGGACAAUGAGGCUUGUUUCAGCGGUGAUGGUAUCGAGGUUUGUGCUUUCGAUAAUCGUGGAGUGGGUCGGAGCUCUGUGCCCACUAAAAAGUCCGAAUACACUACAAAAAUUAUGGCAAAGGACGCCAUUGCUUUGUUGGAUCAUUUGGGUUGGACAAAGGUCCAUGUUUUUGGUCAUUCAAUGGGAGCUAUGAUAUCUACAAAACUAGCAACAACGGUGCCUGAAAGGGUUCUUUCAUUGGCUUUGCUAAAUGUUACGGGUGGUGGAUUUGAAUGUUUUCCAAAGAUUGACAGACGAUCGUUAUCUAUUGCAAUUCGUUUCUUAAGGGCGAAGACUCCUGAACAGAGGGCUGCUGUUGACUUGGAUACUCACUACUCAACGGAGUAUCUUGAGGAAUAUGUAGGAUCUACCACAAGAAGAGCAAUCCUAUACCAAGAAUAUGUGAAAGGUAUAUCAGCAACUGGGAUGCAGUCUGAUUAUGGUUUUGAGGGUCAAGUCAAUGCAUGCUGGACUCAUAAAGUGACAAGAUCAGAAAUCGAAUUGAUUGGGUCUGCUGGAUUUUUAGUUUCAGUCAUUCAUGGAAGGCAUGAUGUCAUUGCUCAAAUAUAUCAUGCAAGGAGACUGGCUGAGAAACUGUAUCCUAUAGCUAGAAUGGUAGACCUUCACGGAGGCCAUUUAGUGAGCCAUGAGAGGACUGAAGAGGUUAAUCAAGCUCUUCUAGACUUGAUCAAUGCUUCAAAAAUGCAGUUGAAACCACACGAAUGGACAAAUUUGCCCCAAAAGAAACCCGGAUGGAUGGAGACAAGAAGAACAAAUGCAGAGGGAGCAAGCAAUGGCUCUUCUACGUGUAACAUGUUAGAAAAGUUGCAACUUUUCCUAUUGUACAUAGUUGGCCUCUUUGUGAUGGUAUUUGAGUUUUCAAAGAGGACUCUGAGAAACUUGAAACCGGUAAGAGUCGGAGCUUCUCAUACAUAAUAAACCUACGGUCACACAACUCCUGUUUUCCACUGGGAUUUGGUCGACAUUCAGCAUGCAGUUGAGCAGUUACUGAAAUAUAUGUAUAAAUAUAUAUAUAUUUAUACAUAUAUAUAUUGGUAGAGUGGGAGAGGAUGUGAAAGUGAACCAGUAUGUUAUUAUCAAUACAAGGUUCACUAGGGAAUCCCUUAUGGAGAUCUUAUUCCCUUCAUCUCAUUUUGCUUUGUUUCUUCUUCAAUAGCAGUAACACAUACUUUUGUAUCAAAUACAUCAAAUCAAUACAUGUCUAGAGAUUUCACCUUUAA